Nanorana parkeri is the source of this 5743-nucleotide messenger RNA. It is a transcript of the gene SBF1, whose product is annotated as SET binding factor 1. The coding region runs from base 86 to 5737 and encodes 1883 amino acids. NCBI's taxonomy places the organism in Eukaryota, Metazoa, Chordata, Amphibia, Anura, Dicroglossidae. The record is from RefSeq and is a predicted model, not a curated record. The transcript is spliced from 42 exons.
UGCGCAAUACCGGGCCGGGCUGGCAGGAAAGAUGGCGGCGGCGGGAGGAGUCCGGGGUUGAGAGAGCGGCCCGGGGAACGGGGACAUGGCGAGAUUGUCAGAUUACUUCCUGCUGGUGGGGUAUGACCUGAACAAGAGAGGCAGUGGCAUUGGACAGGGUAAGAUUCUGCAGCGGUUCCCCGAGAAAGAUUGGGAAGAUAACCCUUUCCCCCAGGGUAUUGAACUGUUCUGUCAACCCAGUGGAUGGCAGCUAUGCACAGAGAAGAAUCCUCCAGCAUUCUUCAUCGCUGUUCUGACAGACAUCAAUUCAGAACGUCAUUACUGUAGCUGCUUCACCUUCUGGGAGGAGUGUGCACCGAACCUUAUUGACCAGAGGGAUGGAGAAGCAGAGGAAGGUUCCCCCUUACCAUCUACAACUCAGCUGUAUGCUCCUAAGACUUUGGUGCUUGUAUCACGUCUGGACCAUCCGGAGGUCUUCAGGGAUUCCCUGGGCCUGAUUUAUACCAUUCAUACGGAUGGAUUGAGUGUGUCUCUGGAGAAUGUCGUUGGAAACUUGAUAACCUGCACUGUCCCUGUCGCUGGAGGCUCCCAGUCUGACCUGGAGCAGGAUGGUAUGAGAACGAUAUCACUGGGAGCCGGAGAUCGUCAAGUGAUCCAGACCCCAAUUUGUGACUCUCUUCCAAUCAGUAACUGCAGUGUGGCCCUGCUAUUUCGACAGCUUGGCAUCACCAAUGUAUUGUGCCUCUACUGUGCGGCUCUUACUGAGCAUAAGAUCUUAUUUCUGUCCCGGAGUUACCAACGCUUGACAGAAGCCUGCAGAGGCCUUCUGGCUAUAAUGUUCCCACUUAGAUACAGUUUCACAUAUGUUCCCAUUCUACCUGCUCAGCUUCUUGAGGUCCUUAGCACCCCCACACCAUUCAUCAUUGGAGUAAAUGCUCUGUUCCGGUCAGAGACACAAGACCUGCUUGAUGUGGUAAUUGCAGAUUUAGAUGGUGGCACUGUAACGAUCCCAGAAUGUGUCCAGAUUCCUUUGUUGCCUGAGCCGUUGCUCCAUUAUACACUAGAGGCCUUGUCACAGGUCCUAGAUCCUGCUCUUCAGAUAGCUGAUUUGGCAUUCCCUCCAUCUUCCAUCACUGCCUCCACGCUUCGAAUGCAGGAUAUGGAAGUGCGUGCUGUGUUCCUUCGUCUCUUUGCUCAGAUCUUGCAAGGUUAUCGCUGUUGUCUACAGCUGAUCAGAGUUCAUCCAGAACCAGUUAUACGAUUCCACAAGGCUUCAUUUUUAGGUCAGCGUGGAUUAGUUGAAGAUGACUUUUUGACCAAGGUUCUAGAGGGCAUGGCUUUUGCUGGCUUUGUCUCAGAGAGAGGUCCCCCAUACAGAUCACUGGAUUUAUUUGAUGAGCUGGUUGCCUACGAUGUGAAGAAACUUCAGUAUGACGAGGGAAAUCAAAAACAUCUCAUGAAGUAUAUUCGGGAUUUGGCCGAGAAGCUCUAUCGAAACGAAAACCCUUACCCAGCUGUCAGCAUGCAUAAAGUACAACGACCUGCAGAGGGCAGUCAUUUGCGACCCCAGAACAAGCCUUUCCCUUUGCUGGAUGAAAGCAGUAUACAAUGGAUCUUGGACCAGGCUGCUGUAAAGCUGCAGAACGCACCUCCAGCUGUUAAAGCAGAAAAGAAAUGCAUGGUGCCUCCUGGACCACCCAUUGAAGCAAUUGUGGAGCGGAAUGGCAGUGCUCUAGCUAAUAGCAACCGGCGGCUAGAAGUUGUGAGGAACUGUAUUUCUUACAUCUUUGAGAACAAAAUGCUGGAAGCCAAAAAGUUGCACCCGGCAGUACUUCGAGCACUAAAGGGACGAGCAGCUAGGCAGUGCUUAACACAGGAGCUUAAUCUUCACGUACAGCAGAAUCGAGCAGUGUUAGAUCACCAACAGUUUGACUUUGUUGUGCGUCUGAUGAACUGCUGUUUACAGGAUUGCACUCCUCUUGAUGAGCAUGCUAUAGCUGCUGCUCUUUUACCUCUCAUCACAGCUUUCUGCAGGAAAUUGAGCCCUGGCAUCACACAGUUUGCUUACAGCUGUGUCCAAGAGCACCUUGUCUGGACCAACAUGCAGUUUUGGGAAUCCAUGUUUUAUGCGGAUGUCCAAAACCAAAUCCGAACCCUUUACCUAAGUUCUGAAGAGUCUUCGUCAAACUUGGAUGAAGUGGAAGAGGAGGAACGGUCGGCUCUGGAGCUGGCUGCAGAGCAGUGUCGGUUGUGGCCAACAUUCCCACGAGAAAAACAGUUAGAGCUGAUCCAGAAGGAAGAAAGCACGGUAUUUAGCCAGGCCAUCCACUAUGCCAGUCGUUUGAGCUACCUACUCCUACCAUUGGAUACUUCUAAAAGCCGCCUUCUGCGAGGAGGAGCAGGCUUCGGAGGAGCAGGCUUCGGAGAUACUGAAAGUGUGACCAACAGCUUCAUUACCAACAGUAUGGCAGGCAGUGUUGCAGAAAGUGCAGACACAGAAAGUGGGUUUGAAGAUUCGGAGAGCUCAGACGUGGCACAUUAUGUGGUCAGAUUCAUCACACGGUUUGUGGACAAAGUAUGUACAGAGAGUGGUGUCACAUCAGAUCAUUUGAAAGGCCUGCACACCAUGAUUCCUGAUAUUGUUCAGAUGCACAUAGAGACUUUGGAUGCAGUACACAGAGAGAGUAAGAGGCUACCACCUAUUCAAAAGCCCAAACUCUUGCGGCCCACAUUGCUAGUUGGUGAGGACUUGCUAAUGGAAGGUCUCAGAGUUUACCUGCUGCCAGAUGGAAGAGAGGAGGCGUCGGGUGGAAGUCUUGGAGGUCCACCACUCCUUCCUGCUGAAGGGGCCCUGUUCCUCACUACUUACCGUUGCAUCUUCAAGGGUACACCAGUUGAUCCUUUAGUGUCCGAACAGACGGUGGUGCGGUCUUUCCCUGUUGCAUCUCUGACUAAGGAAAAGAAAAUCAGCGUUCCAGCUCAUCUGGACCAGUAUGUGCAAGAGGGACUUCAGCUACGCUCAUGUACUUUUCAGCUCUUGCGAGUGGCAUUUGAUGAGGAUGUCCCAUCUGAAGUGUCUGAAGGUUUCCGCAAGCAACUUCACAAGCUUAGGUAUCCUCAGGAUGUGCUUGGGACCUUUCCAUUGAGUGUUGGUCUCUCUCUUCCACAUCCUGCCCAACCCAGGGCUAAGGACAAAAACCCCUCUAUCAAGACCAUAUCUAAGAACCUUGUGAAGAAUGCCAAAAAGACCAUUGGCAGGCAGUAUGUGACACGCAGGAAGUACAGUCCCCCAUCUUGGGAUCUCCGUGGUAGUCAGAACUCUUUGGAACAGCCGAGUGAUGACAUUUCUGUGUCUGAGGAUAUGGAAAGAAGUACACUGACCAUUUCCACUCUGAAGGCUCCUGACAAACAGACAGGGGGUAAUCUGGCGGAGAGAGCUUGCUGCCGGGACUACCAGAGAAUGGGACUUGGUACACUGAGUAACAGCUUGACGCGUGCUAAAAACGAACCGUUUCGAAUCUCGACUGUAAACCGCAUGUAUGCAGUUUGUAACAGCUACCCAGGAUUGCUUAUAGUGCCACAGAGUAUUCAGGACAACACUCUACAGAAGAUAUCCCGCUGUUACAAGCAAAACAGAUUUCCUGUAGUGUGUUGGCGCAGUCCUCGGACCAAAGCUGUUCUUCUGCGCUCAGGGGGGCUUCAUGGCAAAGGCGUAGCUGGACUCUUUAAAUCUACCAAUACCACUGCCACUGGCCCGUCUCAGACGGACUCUACUUCUUUGGAGCAAGAGAAGUACCUCCAGGCCAUAGUGACCUCGAUGCCCCGCUUUGCAGAAAUGAGUGGGCGUAACACUCUCAGUGCAUUCCCAUCUGCACAUCUCUAUGAUUCUCCCGACAAACGUCAACCCAAACUGGGUUCUCUGAUGAAGCAGGUGAUGGGAGGGAAGGAGGACGUUCGAGGAGGAAAAUGGGGCAGCAUGCGUGGGACUGGGAGACUUGGUUCCUAUGGUAUGAACGCAGAUGUAGGAACACGAUUGGCUGCAAGAGAGCUUUUGACCCCCCAUCAAAAUGGAGGACCCUCAGAGAGUGCACUGACUCCCCGCAGAGCUGCACUGUACAUCAUAGGUGACAAGUCACAGCUCAAAGGAGUAAAGCAAGACCCACUUCAGCAAUGGGAACUGGUCCCCAUUGAGCUUUUUGAUGUGAGGCAAGUGAAGGCCAGUUUUAAAAAACUGAUGAAGGCAUGUGUGCCUAGUGCCCCCUCCACAGAUCCCAGCUUGUCGUAUCUGCGCACACUAGAAGACUCGGAAUGGCUAUUACAGAUUCACAAGCUCCUCCAGGUCUCUGUGCUGGUUGUGGAGUUACUAGACAGUGGGUCUUCUGUUCUAGUUGGACUGGAAGACGGGUGGGACCUCACAACGCAGGUGGUGUCCCUUGUCCAAAUAAUGUCUGACCCAUACUACCGGACCAUUGAGGGUUUUCGGCUACUCUUGGAGAAAGAGUGGCUUUCAUUUGGCCACAGAUUCAGCCAUCGUGGUGCACAUACGGCAGCCAGUCAGAGCAAUGGUUUCACUCCUGUUUUCUUGCAGUUUCUGGACUGUGUGCAUCAGAUCCAUUUGCAGUUCCCCUCUGAGUUUGAGUUCAGUCAGUAUUACCUGAAGUUCCUGGCGUAUCACUAUGCGUCAAACAGGUUCCGUACCUUCUUGUUGGACUCGGACUGUGAGAGAAUAGAGAAAGGCAUUCUGUAUGAGGAGAAGGGUGAUCGGCGGGGCCCCCAAGUAUGUAGAUCAGUAUGGGAGUAUAUGGAACGACUAAAUAAGAAGAAUCCUGUGUUUUACAACUACAUGUUCAGCCCUGAAGAUGGAGAAGUGCUGCGUCCAUCCAGCUCAGUGUGGGGUCUUCGUGUAUGGGAUUAUUAUACUCAUGAGGCCAUGAGUGAAGGGCCUUCUUAUGACUGGGAACUUGUUCAGGGAACCCGGCAUGAAGAACCUGAAAAAACUGACAGUUCCGCCCCACAGACCAAACGCAAGAUCAUUUGGCCUUCCUAUCAUGCACCACAGCGUGUUCAGCCUGAUGCCAUCACCUGCUUAUUAGAGGAGUUGCAGAAUUUGGAGACGGAUUUGCGGCCUGUGCCAGAGCGCUGGAAAGAAACCUGGGAUAAGGUCAAAGCUGUCCACAGGACAGAGAUUCGGCAUGAGAGUCGGAAGUCAAGUGCUCUGUUGAUGUCAUCAAAUGUGUCCUCUCAGCGCCAUUCACUGGGAAUAUAUCUACAGGAGAGCGGUGUGGGAUCUACACUGAACCUGAGCUUAGAAAGUGGUCCAAGCACAACGAGUACUCCUACCAGUGGAGGGAAACUAGGAGCUCGCAGCAGCACUAGCACCUUAUACAAUCAGUUCAACACUGCAGAGAGAGAAAACAGAUCUUAUGAAGGGACUUUGUAUAAGAGAGGAGCUUUUAUGAAACCUUGGAGACCACGUUGGUUUGUUUUGGACAAGACAAAACAUCAGCUACGCUAUUAUGAGAGCCGUACAGACACUGAAUGUAAAGGGGUGAUAGACCUGGCAGAGGUAGAGUCUAUCUAUACAGGUACUCCAACACUGGGUGCUCCCAAAAAUGUGGAUGAAAGGUCAUUUUUCGAUUUAAAAACAACUCGGCGGGUUUAUAAUUUCUGUGCCACAGACCCUUUGCUGGCCCAGCAGUGGAUUGACAGAAUCCAGAACUGCUUGUCGGAUGCGUGAGGCUUC